AUGCAAGGGCCCCGCGCGAGUCGGAAGGACGUGGCGAGGGAGCGCAGGGAACCGCCUGUCUCGACGCACGGCGCUGCAGUAACUAGGGAGGACGUUCCCAGAGCACAGGAGACUGAAAGGCGGCAAGUGACUAGCGGCAGCGGCGUGGGGGGGAGGAUAGAGCAAUUGGCCACAGCUGCCAGAGCCAUGCCGUCAUUAGAAGCAUCACCACCGUUAACCGCGUCACCGUCUGCAGUGAGCCACUCACUCAACCUUCCCAGUGUGUCUCCUCUGUGGGCGACGGCGGAGGCGGAGGGAUUCACAAUGCCACGAUGUCGUGCUGAUAAGGAUUUCGCGAGUGAAGCCACAUCUCUCCGCUUUGACCUUACGGAGCCGGAGAGGCUGGAGGAGGCGGAGGCGGAGGCGGAGGUGGAGGUGGAGGAGGAGGAGGAGGAAGAAGAAGAAGACGGCAGUGAGUUGACAUCCCCGCCCGGUAUCCCCGUCACCGACCGCUGCCUCCACUCGACUUCCACGGCCACGGAGGUCUCCGCGGGCCCCGUCCCCAAGACGACAAAGGUGGAAUUUCGGCAGGAGACAUUAACUAGUGUGUUCAACGAAGGCACAAGAACGUCCACGACCACAGCACUGCGGAGCGUCAGUAGCACGCGUGUUGCCUUGCAUACCACAAUCACAGCGCGUCCAGUGAGUCGAUGCGUGAGCGCCACGGUGCAUCAGGCGCAACGACAGAAGAAUGUAAAAGUGGAAGAAGUAGUGGACACGCAAGAGGUGAGGGAUGACGGUAGGACGAGGAACAACAAAAAGAGGCUGCUGGCGGUGAAGACAGCCUCGCCCGGUAGCUACGCGGCCUUAUUGCCCUCUACGGGCUGCACUGCCGGCAGGUCGAGUGUACGACGGUCGAUGCAGCAGCAGCAGCAGCAGCAGCGGCGAAAGAACACCGGAGCCGCCGCUGCACAACAGGUACCAGCGGUGAGGAAGAGUGUGUCAACGUCACGGGGGACGGCAAGACAGGCUGUGUUUCAUGCGUCAGGACGGGGUGGAAAGAGCGCCGAGUGUGAGGUGCAACAGGUGAAUAACGGGGAUGGCGGUAACAGUUGUUCUGAGAGGGGCAGUGUUCCUCACCGCGGGGGGUCGUACGCCCAGCUGGCUGCGGUGCGACGAGAAUACAUGCAGAGGUCAAGACCCGUUGCCACCACGUGCACCAGUGCCCCCACAAGCACUAGUAGCUACGAUGGAAAGAAGCAACACUCGCCUAGCAGGAAGUCAACGUGUUCCGCCUCCCGAGAACCGGUGUCCGAGAUGUACCUCUCGCAGGAGAUGUUGCAGGAGAGAGAUGCGGCGUACUGGCGGCGACUUGCUCCUCUUUUGCAGAUGAGUGAGAAUUGGGAUGAAGGCCAGAAGGGGGCUUUAGCCAUAGAACCUCUAAUUGGGGUUCUAGCAGCUCACCCGUCCCCGUACGCCGGGCUCACCUGGCGGAAGUUUAAGGCGCAGUUUUACCUGAGCAAUAGUUUUUCGAUGGAUGCCUUCUCCCCGCUUUGCGCCAAAGGCACUGAGACGGGGGGGGAUGUCAUCUUGCCGCUCUCCGAAAUGCUGCGGCCAUCGUGCGCUGCCUGCGGGCCCAGCGCGCGUGAGUUGUGGAUGCAGCGCUUACUCUCCAAAAGUGGAAAGGGGUGGACCUUGCGGCAGCCCUCACGGGAGUGGCUGUAUGAGUCUAUCCCGCCCUUCACACCGAAGUUCUCCUCCGCCGCGUCAUCGCGGCAGGAGCAGACGUCCGACUCACGACUUAAAAAAGAUGCACGUGGGUGUGAAGAGGAGGCGCUGCCUUCACCAACGGCGUCGUUAACCUCGCGGUGCGGGACGAGGCCACUGGCACAGGUGGAAUGCAGCAGUCAUGCUUCUGACGAUGACCCUCUUCACGGCGUAGCAGCCGUUGAGCCCGGGGCGCACGCAAAGCAGCAGCCGGCUGGUUCCACCAGCGACAGCGGUCACGAUGCGUGUGAGACUCUCACGGCUGCUGUUAUUGCGAGUCUGGGGGCGAAGCAGGAUUCAGCGUUGCCCCUCUACUCCCCGGCGGCGGACGACGCUACAGCGGAAGUGGGCGAUGUGGGUAGUGCGGUGCAGCAACACCCAGCCUCAGAGGGGGCGGAACACGCGACGGAGACGACGGACAAUACUCCUGAGCCAUCGCUCUGCAAACACGACAACGUUGACACGGAGGUGAUUAGUAGAAAACUGGCCGAGCUUGACGACACGCUCGCGCGGCAUUACACACGCAACUACGAGGCUCACCUGCAGCGUUGCGAAAAGGAAGUUGAUAGUUGCUCAGCGAAUGCCUCCGCAGGCACGGAGGCAUGUCUCACGUCGCUCGCGGAGCUCACCACCGAAGCGGGGGGUGACAAGGCCCUCGAUAUGGGCGGCAGCGAUCAGGGAGCGGCGGUGGGGGAGAAAAACGUCGCCACGCUGGUCGCGUGGAUGGCGGAGCGAAGGUGUCUGCAGGAGCAAUUGAUGGUUAUCGCCGCUGAACGAAACAUGUUGGCGGAUCAGCUACGCAUAUACACCACCUACGACGAGGCAAAGAUGCGGCGGGAUAUGUCGAGGUCUGUGCGAGGGGCGCAGCCUCCGCGGGCGGCUUCCAGCUCCGCAUCCUAG
Messenger RNA from Trypanosoma rangeli, 2646 nucleotides. RefSeq lists its product as uncharacterized. The transcript has a single exon. The record is from RefSeq and is a predicted model, not a curated record. NCBI's taxonomy places the organism in Eukaryota, Euglenozoa, Kinetoplastea, Trypanosomatida, Trypanosomatidae. Bases 1 to 2646 code for a protein of 881 amino acids.